Messenger RNA from Anastrepha obliqua, 2043 nucleotides. RefSeq names its product zinc finger protein 652-A (gene nerfin-2). The coding region runs from base 1 to 2043 and encodes 680 amino acids. Lineage: Eukaryota; Metazoa; Arthropoda; Insecta; Diptera; Tephritidae. The transcript is spliced from 4 exons. Gene Ontology annotation, biological process: neuron differentiation; negative regulation of transcription by RNA polymerase II; regulation of cell cycle process. Gene Ontology annotation, molecular function: RNA polymerase II cis-regulatory region sequence-specific DNA binding; DNA-binding transcription repressor activity, RNA polymerase II-specific. The record is from RefSeq and is a predicted model, not a curated record. Gene Ontology annotation, cellular component: nucleus; transcription repressor complex.
AUGUUGAACGAACAAUACACGGAAUGUAGAGUUCUACCCACCAUCAAUGAAACUUUCCCUCGAUUUGGUCGAUCUAUUGCAUCGCUGCUCUCGCCACUUGACUUAUCGUUGCGCGCCUCCAACAUCAUACCGAUAACACCACCCUCAACACCCUCUCCGCCGCGCAAGCGUCAAAGAUUAAUGUCAGACGAGAAUUACCUUUGGCGACCGCACGCCAUGGGAACCACACAACUAACACCGUUAACAACGUUGCCACCAGCAACUGCCACAGCCACAGCAGCAGUGUCCACCACCGUCACUGGUAGCAAUUACCUGCCUCAACUACCUUUAAGCUACGAUUGUCGUCAUGAUGAAUUAGCGCCGCAUCACGCAGCGUCCAGCGGCUAUAAAAACAAUUUGCACGAAAUAAGAAAUAGCGCUGAAGAAAUUCCAGAAAGUCAAGUAACCGCAAUGCGCCCCAUUCCACAUGAGACAACAAUGCGAGAGCCACAACAACAACCAUCCUUACAACAAACGCCACAACAAAGCCAAUUGCCCAUUAUAUGCGUGGACGACGAAACGAUUGUGCUGACCGAAGACGAGGAGGAAACACUUGUCAGUUCACACGGCUACUCUGAGGACAUGGAUGACGAAGAAGGCGACGGCGAGGACGAUGACAAUGACGAUGAUGAAGCUGUGGUGGGGGCGUUUAGGAGGGCUGCUUUUAGACCAACAUUGUACACGGAUAUUAGUGAUGAGGAGAGUAAGAAAAAAUAUGAUGCGGGAAGGGACGAUGGCGACAAGGCGGAGGAUGAGGACGAAGAGUAUGUAGACAUCUUGAGCAACGAUGACGACGACGUAAAUCCGCUCAAUAGCGCCAAUUUCAUGCAACGUCUGCAGAGUCAAGCACUGGAGGAGGAGCUGGAAAAGUCCGGCAAAGUAUUGACGCGCAACAAACUCACCUACGCGAAUGAGGAGUUGCAUCAUCGAGCCAUUGAUGGUUUGGCAAAAUUAUUCGAAAGAGAUUUUCUUGUACCAAAGACAAUGAAAGCUAACAAUUUUGGUCGCCACCAUCAACAACGCCCCCACAAAACGGAGCGAAAGCGUAUGAAACUGCGCAAGCAUCAACUCGCAGUCGACGAGGAGACCAUUAGCCCAGUCUCGGGCACCAUUAUAAGGAAGUUGCGCGACGACGAAGAGUUGGUGGUGCGUAAAGGCGACAUUGAUCCGGCUUUCAAUGUGGUUGAAAUCACCGAAGAGGCUAAGGCGAUUUUGGCCAGCAUCGACAACAAAAUCGGCGCUUACCUGUGCCAACUGUGUCGCACACUGUACGAUGAUGCAUUCCAAUUGGCACAGCACCGCUGCCCCCGCAUUGUGCACAUCGAGUACAAGUGCUCCGAGUGUGAAAAGGUAUUCAAUUGUCCCGCUAAUUUGGCCUCACAUCGUCGCUGGCACAAGCCCAAGUCCGAGCUAAUGGCCAGCAGUGGACAAAGCAAAAAGCGACACUUGAACGAACACGCCAGUGGACAAGGCAUGGCGCAUGAGAAGGGCAACGCAGCCGAUGAGGGACCAGAGGGUAUUUACCCGUGUGCGCAGUGUGGCAAAAAUUUUCGACGUCACGCCUACUUGAAAAAGCAUCAAGCAUCCCAUCAAAUGUUGGAAAAUCUCAAAUCAUUGGACAUUUUCAAAGGUUCUUCCUCCAUUACAAAUCCCGGUUUUCCGCAUCCAAUGCCACAGCCAAAAAAUCACUUCCCCUUCAGCAACGUGCCGGUAACAGCAACCGCACCCCGUUUACCACACACCCACACACCCCACUUCAGCUCCAAUCACCCGCACACUAUUAAGCCUUAUCCGCAACGUUUCAAUACCUUUCCCUUCCCAACCUUUGAUCAACGUCACUUCUAUUCACUGGGCGAAUUUUAUAUUUCCCAACAAUUGGAUCGCUCUUCCGCUUUCGAGUAUGCACAGGCAAAUCAUUUGCGUAACUUAACCGCUGCAGCGGGAGCUUUUGCGCCACGCCCCCAACUUGUACCACCACCACCCACCCUCUUGGCUGCAAAAUGA